AUGAAUUCUUGUGUGCCAUACGAAGAUGAAUCACCGUCAGAAUGCAUUAGUCAAGCUUUGGCAGGGGGAUAUGUGCAUGGCGUUUACUAUUCAUCGAAUAAAGCCUGGUGCACAUGGAGAAACCUUAAUAAGGACAUAAAUGAGUUCCCGGACGACAGUAUGCGAAAAGAUCCUCGAUGCGCACCCGAAGCUUCCAAGCAGUUGGUUACACCGCCGGAGGGAGCAGAAGUGUCGAUAGAAAACACCUCACAGUAUCCAGAAGUGCCCCCGGAUAUUCGAUGCAUGACGCCUGUUUUCCACCCAAAUAUAAUGCUGCCGACAGAUUCCGGCAGGACAUGCAUAAAUCUAUGGAAGAACUGGAACAGGUCGUUCACUCUGGUUGAUUUGGCGAACGCACUUCUAUAUUUGUUCUAUCAACCAAACUUCGAGGACCCAAUGAAUUCUUGUGUGCCAUACGAAGAUGAAUCACCGUCAGAAUGCAUUAGUCAAGCUUUGGCAGGGGGAUAUGUGCAUGGCGUUUACUAUUCAUCGAAUAAAGCCUGGUGCACAUGGAGAAACCUUAAUAAGGACAUAAAUGAGUUCCCGGACGACAGUAUGCGAAAAGAUCCUCGAUGCGCACCCGAAGCUUCCAAGCAGUUGGUUACACCGCCGGAGGGAGCAGAAGUGUCGGCAUCCGAAACAAUACCGCCAGCAUCUGCAACUGAACUGGAAUGCCAAAACAACGAAGGUGACUCAUCUACAGUGGACGAACGGGACGUAAUCUGCACCGUAAGACCGCGGUAUUCCAAUGAUAGCUCUAUCUCACAAUACAGCUGGCAAUUUAGUGAGGUAUCUUCUGGAGGAGAACUGUACUUUGAUGCUUUUUGGAUGGAAGUGCAUGACGUACAAUGGUUGACCGAGUUUCCUGAUGAGGACCCCGUAGUUCGCCGUUAUUAUUUCGUGGAAUCUCACAAAUCUGCCGAACGCUUCGCUUUUGCGUGUGGACCACACGAAGAUCCACGUCCUGUGGUAAGAGAGGGGGGAUUAUUGUUCACGUUACAACAAGGUCGUUCGCGUCACUGGAAUGCCACAGUGACCAACUUUGUACCAGUUUCAGUUCCAUGCGGACAAGAUGCCGAUGUCCACUGGCAAGAAUUCGAGUCCCAACUUACAUUCAAGCUCAGGCCGUUACACUGGCUCCUUCAACAAACAAGGUGGCCAAACUAUGCUCUUCCAGGCUAUUUCAUAACGCCAUGCUUAACUGACGCUGACUCCGUAACUUCAUGGCCCAGAGCCUCUGCAAAACGGCUGUUUGCCGACUUGAAAAACAGAAUGAAGGGUUUCUCAAACUUUGAACCUCUUCAUUUGAUUACAAUUGAUCCCUUGACUCUAUCCAUAUUCGCUCCCAUAUGCAACCGGAUGAUCAACGCGCGCCCACGUACUGAACCAGGAGAACGUUCACGUUUCUUGCUCAGCAUCGAAUGGCUUUCACUGUGGGAUUGCAUCUUCCCACCUGUUCCAAAUGCUCCUACCCGUAUCUAUCGCUUCUUUGGAAUGUCCAUUGUUUUAUCAACCGCAUUCCUUUCUAAUUGGCUGGGGUGGCUGUCGCGAAUGGAACUGCAACAUUUCAGCUUCGGCUUUACUCGGCCGGGAUGCACUGCCUUCUCUCCAGUACGACGUGUGACCGAUGCAUUUGCACUAUCUUCCAUAUAUCCACUAUCCCUUGGCUGUGGCCAGUUGCCUGCGUUUGAUGCUUGGCCUUGUGUGCUUUUGUGGCAGACUAGUAGACUUUUGGCAGGUGGAUUAGGACGGUUAUUUGGAUUAAUCACCCACAAAUUCUACGAUCAAUCCACAAGUAAUCCGUACGCGAAUUCGCAACGCUGUGGAAUGUGUCCAACCCGGGUCUUCUUUGCCUUUUCUGAUGUGGAUGAGAUUUAA
Messenger RNA from Opisthorchis viverrini, 1917 nucleotides. RefSeq lists its product as hypothetical. Lineage: Eukaryota; Metazoa; Platyhelminthes; Trematoda; Opisthorchiida; Opisthorchiidae. Bases 1 to 1917 code for a protein of 638 amino acids. The record is from RefSeq and is a predicted model, not a curated record. The transcript has 5 exons.